CGGACGGUCGUAAAAGUGUCACUGCUUCACAACUUACUUCACCAGAAUUCCGAAAUGUCACCCAUGGCGAUCGAACCAGCAGGCGAUCCUGAGCACGGCGCUUUCGAUCGCAAUGACAAUGCCGAUGCUGUGGUCAGAUCGAUCAAUGAGACACAUGUCACUUACAAGCGCUUGGGCAAGACUGGACUUCGUGUUUCUGUUCCGAUACUGGGAUGCAUGAGUCUUGGUGACAAGCACUGGGUGCCAUGGGCUCUAGAGGAAGACAAGGCCCUGCCGUUGCUCAAAGGCGCUUUCGACCUCGGGUUGAAUUGCUGGGAUACAGCUAAUGUCUACUCCAACGGCAAAAGUGAGGAGAUCAUCGGCAAAGCAAUCAAGACUUACCAGCUGCCGCGGCAUAAGCUGGUCCUGUUGAGCAAAUGUGGCGGCUACGUUGGGGAGGCUCCAAAUGUCAAAGGCGACAGAUACGAGAACGCCAUCUCCAGAUCCAAGGACUAUGUCAACCAGGGCGGUCUGUCCAGAUCUGCCAUAUUCGAGCAGGUUGAGGCCAGUCUAAGGAGGCUGGAUACAACGUAUCUGGAUGUGCUUCAAAUCCACCGCUUCGAUCCAAAUACACCGAUAGAAGAGACCAUGAAGGCGCUGCAUGACCUGGUGAGCAUUGGAAAGGUUCGGUACCUGGGUGCCUGCUCGAUGUACACCUAUCAAUUCGCUCAGAUGCAAUUUGUUGCAGAGAAGAACGGAUGGACCAAGUUUGUGAGCAUGCAGAAUCACUACAGCCUUUUGUACCGUGAAGAAGAGCGGGACAUGAUCAGGUUCUGUAAUGAGACCGGAGUUGGCCUCAUCCCGUGGGCACCGCUCGCUAGCGGUAUGCUUACACGACCAGCUACGCAAAAGGUGCCAGAGGGUGAUCGAGCGAUCAUCAACAGAGUGCAGGAAGUGGCCGAGAAACGGGGCUGGAGGAUGUCGUAUGUGGCCCUGUCGUGGAUCAAUAAGCGGGUGAGCGCGCCGGUGAUCGAUUUUGACAGAAUCGAUCGGAUAGAGGAAGCACUUGCGACUAAAGAUAAGGAGCUCACGGCGGAGGAGGAGAAGUACGUCGAAGAGUUGUACAAGGCGAAGGAUGUGGAGGGCAUUCCCAGCCAGCGUUAGUCCUUUGAUAGUCGUCCUCAAUUCUCAUCUCG
Pseudocercospora fijiensis CIRAD86 is the source of this 1175-nucleotide messenger RNA. RefSeq lists its product as uncharacterized. Bases 55 to 1143 code for a protein of 362 amino acids. The record is from RefSeq and is a predicted model, not a curated record. NCBI's taxonomy places the organism in Eukaryota, Fungi, Ascomycota, Dothideomycetes, Mycosphaerellales, Mycosphaerellaceae. The transcript has 2 exons.